Molecule: messenger RNA, 1741 nt
Organism: Xenopus laevis (African clawed frog)
Lineage: Eukaryota; Metazoa; Chordata; Amphibia; Anura; Pipidae
Gene: abraxas2.L
Product: abraxas 2, BRISC complex subunit L homeolog
Exons: 9
Coding region: 57-1214 (385 amino acids)
Source: RefSeq, a predicted model, not a curated record
UGCGUCAUGGCAGGGCGGCGGCGCGCUGCACUGUGGGAAGGAGCGGGCUCACCAUCAUGGCGGCCUCCAUUUCGGGUUAUACGUUCUGUUCCUUAUGUUACCACAGCGCCAACAGCGGCUCGGACCACGAAGGAUUUCUGCUGGGAGAAGUGAGGCAAGAGGAAACAUUCUCCAUCAGUGAUUCACAGAUUAGCAACACAGAACUUCUGCAAGUUAUAGAGAUCCAUAGACAGGAGCCGUGCACAAACCUUUUCAGUUUCUAUGAUUAUGCGGGAACUGUCAACGAGGAAAGUCUCGAUCGGAUUCUUAAAGACAGACGAAAAAACGUAAUUGGUUGGUACAGAUUUAGAAGAAACACACAGCAGCAAAUGUCGUAUAGAGAGCAGAUCUUGCACAAACAGUUGACUCACCUUCUUGGAGCACCUGACCUCGUUUUCCUGUUGAUCACUUUCAUUUCUACUGCCAACACCUCUACUCACGCCUUGGAAUAUGUGCUCUUUAGGCCUAACCGCAGGCAUAACCAGAGGGUUUCCCUCACAAUUCCAAACUUGGGCACAACCAGUCAACAGGAAUAUAAAGUGUCUUCCGUGCCAAACACUUCCCAGAAUUAUGCCAAAGUGAUCAAAGAACAUGGUACCAAUUUUUUUGACAAAGAUGGAGUGAUGAAGGACAUCAGGCUAAUAUAUCAGGUGUAUAAUGCUCUGCAAGAGAAGGUUCAGGCUGUCUGUGAAGAAGUAGAGAAGAGCGAGAGGGUGGUGGAAUCCUGUCAGGCAGAAGUGGACAAACUUCGCACGCAGAUUUGUCAGAGAAAGGCAGAGAAGGAACGUGAGCAGAACCUCCGUCAUUCAUUGCAACUUCAGACAGAAGACGCCACAGACUGCAUGAUGAUGGUUUCCAGCGCAGACUGUAUUAAUGUUGCUUCUAGGCCGCUGGACCUUCACCCACCCGCAUACACAGAGGAGAAUGCAAGUACAACAGAUGCUGUAGAUAGCCCACCUGACAUGCCAAGACCACAAGCAGUAGGCUCCUCUUGCCAACUACUCAUAGAAAUAAAAGAUGGAGAACCGGGUGCCUGUAAGACAUCUGCGACCGAAGAAACAGAGGAAUCACAAAGUGACUAUAAGAAGUCAAGGCACCAUUCAGAGUCUCCUGAUAGUGACAUGGCUGAUGAUCAGCUCAGCGCACAACCUGAUGGCGACCCGGCUCAGCAAUGACUGUCUCACUUACGCCAGAUACCGGGCUAGGAGAUUCUGUAACAUGGAAUGUAAGCAAUGUGAAGCUGCCAGCCUUUGGGAGUAAAAGAAAAAACAAAAAAAACCUCGCUGCUUACUUGUAGCACUUCUACUUCCUCCAGCAGCUUCCACGUUCACUGACUUUUGAAUCAGCAGUGCUUCUGUGGAGCUGAUCAAACACAUGGAGCUGCUUAUUGUAUGUCUUGAGCCAGUACUGAUGCCCUCUUGGAGGAGUUAUUUAGACUGAAGGUAUUCAUAGGCAAAUAAGGGAGGUGAGAUAUCAUUGUACUUUAGCCCACAGUUGUGACCCACUUUCCCCUUCUCCAUACAAGGAUCUGCACAGCCUUCCUCUGUCAUUAAUGGGGGAGGGGUCAUUAUCUUUAAUCUCUCUAACUUAAAGGAAAACUGUCAUGGCAAAUUAGUUUUUUUUCUCAAAACGCAUCAGUUAAUAGUGCUGCUCCAGCAGAAUUCUGCAUUGAAAUCCGUUUCUCAAGAGUAAACAGAUUUUU